This is a messenger RNA of Choloepus didactylus (southern two-toed sloth), 1662 nucleotides long. RefSeq names its product histone H2AX. NCBI's taxonomy places the organism in Eukaryota, Metazoa, Chordata, Mammalia, Pilosa, Megalonychidae. The record is from RefSeq and is a predicted model, not a curated record. Gene Ontology annotation, cellular component: nucleosome. Gene Ontology annotation, biological process: DNA damage response. Gene Ontology annotation, molecular function: structural constituent of chromatin; DNA binding; protein heterodimerization activity. The coding region runs from base 112 to 543 and encodes 143 amino acids. The transcript has a single exon.
GGGGUUAUAAAAGUGGCCCGGUGGAGCGAGCGGCAGCAGUUAGACUGCGGCGGCAGGUUGUUGGCUGGCGUCUUGAAGCCUGCUUCUGUAACGUUCUCUACCUCACGCGGCAUGUCGGGGCGCGGCAAGACUGGCGGCAAGGCCCGCGCCAAGGCAAAGUCACGUUCGUCGCGCGCGGGGCUCCAGUUUCCUGUGGGCCGCGUUCACCGGCUGCUGCGGAAGGGCCACUACGCGGAGCGAGUUGGCGCCGGCGCGCCCGUGUACCUGGCCGCAGUGCUCGAGUACCUAACGGCCGAGAUCCUGGAGCUGGCGGGCAACGCGGCCCGCGACAACAAGAAGACGCGGAUUAUCCCCCGCCACUUGCAGCUCGCUAUCCGCAACGACGAGGAGCUCAACAAGCUGCUGGGCGGCGUGACGAUCGCCCAGGGAGGCGUCCUGCCCAACAUCCAGGCCGUGCUGCUGCCCAAGAAGACCAGCGCCACCGUCGGGCCUAAGGCGCCUGCGGGCGGCAAGAAGGCCACGCAGGCCUCUCAGGAGUACUGAGGGCGGCCACGCCAGAGCCGGGCCGCUCCCGGCCUUCCCCAUGCCACCACAAAGGCCCUUUUAAGGGCCACCACAGCCCUCACGGGAAGAGCUGAACCGCGUCUGGUUCCGAGAGCGGCGGACCCCGGCCCGCAGCCUUCAUUCCCGGCGUUCCCCCGUCCCGGGCCCCUACCCCUCACCCCCCACGCCCCCCGGCGUCUCCGCGCGUCCGCUUCCGGCCUCCGCAGCGGCGGGUCUUGCAGGCCCUCGUUUGUUUCAUCUGCGGGGAGGUGGGAAAAACGGACUCCUUAGUGGUAGAAGCACAGGGCUCGCCGGCUCUGCCUUGCUCCGUCACCGCUUCCCCGUCGCUCUCUCGAGCGGCCCCUGCUCUCCAAGGCUAGUUACUCAUCCACCCCUACCAGAAUUGCUGCCGGGCGGCGGUGAGACGCGAGCGCCUCCUGGGAGACUGGCCUCCCGCUCUGCAAUCGCCGCUGCCGGCCGGCCGAGAUGUGCAGCCGGGGCCCGGCGGCCCUGAAGGUGAGUUGGUGCCGAGUGCGGCCGGCAGAGGCCCUCACCGCAGCUGCAGCUUGGUCAUGUUACCUUUCCAGCUUGGUGCUUAGCCCAGUACUUUUCAGACGUGACUGCUGAUUUCCAGGCUUUGAUGGGAGAGAGAUUGAUCACUUGCUCGGGUACGCCCUUUGCUGCCAAGUCACGGGCUUUCCCAUCCGAUCCCUCCAUCUUUAUUCACAGGCCUGUCUGGCGCGGCCUAGGCGAGACAACACUUUGCGAUAAGAACCUGUUUCGCCAGAGAUGACUGCUUCCCAGGAAGAAGUUUGGGGGAGGGGCAGAGGCCUCCAGCUGGGGGUCACAGCUGGCCUGCAUGGACAACAUGUGUGGGUGCCUGAAACAGACUGGCAGCUAGGCCUGUGGGAUGUACCCUCCACCCUGAUUUCGUUUCCAACAAUUCAAUUCAGCAAUGCAAGCACCUCCUAGAUACCAGCACAAGUCAGUUCAUCCCUGUCUGGACUGAGCCUCUGUCGGCUUCUGAACUGGAAUUUUUCAGAUAACCCAUCCAAGACUAGUACCUUAGGUAUUGGGGAGUUUCAGAUGGACUAGUUUUAUUAAAUGAUUUUUUUUUAA